AAGUGAUCGCUCACACAUUUUGCCCUUUGAUGGUGAAGAAAAGUCACAUUGAAGAGUUUCUAGAGCAUUCAAAAAGGAAGUUUUUCAAUAAAAGAAGUGAUUAGUGAUUAAAGAAUAAAAAAAACAGGAUUUUCUAUGAAAUUAAAAUAAUUUAGUGAUAAGUUGCUUUAAGGAAAGAAAAAGAAAACCAGAAAAUUGUGCAAAAGAAUCCUUGCAAGACUUUUCAAAAGACUUGAAGAACAAAUAAUCCUUCCCAAAAAUAAUUUUAAAAUCCAUCGUGUUCAUUUCUUAAGAAAUUCGUGUGCUCAAGAAAUCAAAAAAAAACCUGGGAAUUGAAUUAAUUUCAUUGAGCAUUGAAGGUGUGUUGCAAAGUGCAUAGUUAGUGCCAAUUUUGAUGAAAUCAAUGCAAAAAUGUGGAGUAAUUUAUUCCUCAUUAAGAUUCUUCUCACAUUGACCACAUUCAUCGACCACAUUCCCGCCUCUGAGGCCGCAGCUGUUCGGCAGAAUUCCAUCCUCAUCGAAAGCAACUCCGUACAGCGUGUGGUAGGUGAAACGCAACGCACAGAGGCGCGCGGUUUGAAGCGUGUCUUUCUAUCCAACAGAACAGUGGCAUGCAAUGAUGGCUCACAAGCGGGUUUCUACCUCCGACGUUCGGCUGUUUUCUCACGCAGAUGGAUUGUCUACCUCGAGGGUGGGAUGUACUGCUAUGAUUACAAAUCCUGCCGGGAUCGUUGGCUCAAUGCACGCAAUCUCAUGACAUCAGCUCAGUGGACAGACACGAAAGAGGUGGGGGGUAUCCUUUCACCGCAUCCAGAUGAGAAUCCCUACUGGCAUGAUGCAAAUCAUGUAAUUGUACCCUACUGCAGCAGUGAUUCGUGGAGUGGAACAAAAUCCAUUCCAGACACAAGAGAUGGAUGGCGUUUUAUGGGAUCCCUGAUUGUUAAGCAGGUCAUUGCUGAUCUGAUCCCAUUGGGAUUGGGCAACACACAGGGUGCUGAACUCCUUCUUGCUGGCUCAUCAGCCGGUGGUGUCGGUGUUAUGCUCAAUUUGGAUAAAAUUCGACAUUUUCUUGUUCAGGAAAGAGGAUUGAGGGUGACAGUGAGGGGUAUCAGUGAUUCAGGAUGGUUCCUCGAUCGUGAACCUUAUGUACCAGGUGCCAUAGCAUCGACAGAUGUUGUAAAGCAGGGUUGGAAUUUGUGGAAUGGUGCUGUUCCUGAGGCAUGCCGAAAGAAGCAUUCACGUGAACCGUGGCGCUGCUACUUUGGACAUCGUCUAUAUCCAACACUAAAAGCUCCCCUAUUUGUGUUUCAAUGGCUUUUCGAUGAGGAGCAGAUGAAGGCUGACGGUGUGUGGGCUCCUAAAUCACCUCAGCAAUGGGACUACAUCCAUGGCAUGGGUAAUGCCCUGAGGGAUUCCCUGGAGAAUGUUACAGCAGUCUUUGCACCGUCGUGCAUUGGGCAUUCAGUACUCAAUAAUCGCGAUUGGCUGCACAUUCGUGUCAAUAAUAUUUCCCUGUCGGAUGCCCUAAAGUGUUGGGAGCAGUCAACGCAGAAAAUCCGCCGGAAACCCAGAACAAAAGAGGAGCGUGAGAGAAGAAGAUUACGAAGGCAGAAGCAGGAGGAGAGACGGCUCAAGAGGCUCCAGAAGAAAUUGCGGGAGAAUGAAGAACGAAAAGCAAAGGGACAGGGAAAGAAGGCCAAAAAGAAUAAGAAAAAUCAAGAUCGCAAAAAUCCCAAUCGUCCCACGAAGAUACCAAAGCGCCAUUCACAGCACAAUCUCAAUGCCCUACUCUUGCCCAAAAGCCCAACGGAAGGUGAUGAUUUCACGGGAUACGUGCAGGAUGAGGCAAAUGCGACGCAGUCAAAGCGACAACGGAAACGACGCAAAAAUCAGAAGCGUCGCCAUCAGCAGAAUAAUCAUCAGGAAGCCCAGAAAAGUAGUCCAGAUACGGAAAAGUGCACAGCAUUGCGUCUCCUGGAGCGCUGUAGUUGGCCCCAGUGCAACCACUCAUGCCCAACAUUCACAAAUCCCGUCACAGGGAAGAAGAUGACUGAUCUGGAACUUCUCUCGUCCUUUGGGAUGGAAGUCGAAGCGGCUGCUUCGGCUCUCGGUGUGGACAUGCAAACGCUCAAGAACAUGGAUCUCAUCACCGUUCUCACGUAGUCCACCGAUCCAUGGUAUGCGCAGAAGAAAAAAAUCUCACAUGAGGAGUUUACAGAGGACACACACCGGGGGCUGUUCGAUGAAUCUCACAACUUCGGGGAAUACACUGAAACUCCUUGUUCAGGGUGUUCUAGUCAAUUUGUACUUUUUUUUUACAUACAUACUUCAUUACUAGGAGAUUAGAAAAGAUUUUUUUUGCAUUUGAUGGGAAAGAAAGCACACAGUAUUUAGCGAUGGGAGGGGAUGCAGAGAAAAUUAUUCAAGAAAUAUAAUUUCCUCUAAAACAUUAAAGUUUGCAAAAGGGAUCAAAUUUUAUUUCCUGUAAAUAGUAAAGAUUUGACACGGAAAUUGUUCCUGCAGAGUUUUUCCAAGAUGGCGUAGGGUAACGGUUGAAAUUCAAAACAAGAGAUCCUUGAUAGAUUUUUUUAUGAAGCUAAUCCUGUAUUUUUGAGGUUCUUUUGAUUAGAAAACUUUAAAUGAGCAUAAAAAAAACAUUUUUUUAUUAUAUGAAAGUGUUGAUUUGAAAAGGAUCCUUAAAACAAAAUGGCGUCCAAGAAUUUCUUAAAUAAAAAUCAAUCUAUUGAAGGAAAUCUUUCAACACUCUGUGGCAAAUGUUGAAACUCUGCAGAAAAUAGCGAAAAAAACUCGAAUAAAAUGGCAAAAUGUCUUCAUAAGUUAUAAAAUGUAACAAUUUAAUUUAUUUAUUUUAAUUUUAAGAUUUUUUUAAAAUGUAAUUUAAAUGCGAGAAAAUCUUUGUGAAAAAGGUUUUUCCCAUUCUAACAAAGACUGUCGCCUGUUUUGUUUUUUUUAACGAUGCCUUUUUCAUAAUUGUUUUAUGAGUAUUUUGAGGUUUUUUUAUUACCUAUUUAUAAAUUAAUUUUUUUAAGGGGCAAAGACUCCCGCGCCCACGAUAAGAGAGAUUAAAUCAGAAUAAUGCGCGCGUCUUGCGCAAAAUAAAACGGAAGUAUUUUAAAUUAAAAUUGAAACAAGAGCUUAUUAUCUACCUCAGGAAUAAGAUUAAUUAAUUAUUUUUUUUGUGUAUAAAGUAUGAAGAUUCAUUGUUUCUUUCACCUCACACAGGAAUUGUUAUUGUGCUUAAAUGAACGAUAAGAAUAUUGAGAGAAAAAAAGGAAAUAAAAUAAAAUAGUACCUGUCUUUAGUCAUUUAAUUCCAUUUUUUUGCGUAAUAAAAACACUGCAAAUUAAUUUAAAAGAAAAAAUACUCGCCGUCGUCUGAGACACGGGUAUUGCGAGAAAAUCCAUUUUGUUCUUUAUUUAAUUUAAAAAAAAAUCAUUUACUCAAUACCUCAAAAUUAAGACGAAACUCUCACGCAGAAAACCCCACACAACACGUAAAAUAAAUUAUUAAUUUAAUUCUAUACUCUCUAAGUUUAUUUAAGCAAAAAUGAAUAAAAAAUAAAAUCUUGUAUUGAUGUACAUAGCUGGAAGUUAAGAUGAAAUUCUUUAUUUGUAAACAUAAAAAAUGGGAAAAAGAAGUAUUUUUCCCUCCUAAAUAAAAUGAUUGCCUAAAGAAAAAA
Messenger RNA from Lutzomyia longipalpis, 3700 nucleotides. RefSeq names its product palmitoleoyl-protein carboxylesterase NOTUM (gene Notum). The coding region runs from base 412 to 2163 and encodes 583 amino acids. The record is from RefSeq and is a predicted model, not a curated record. NCBI's taxonomy places the organism in Eukaryota, Metazoa, Arthropoda, Insecta, Diptera, Psychodidae. Gene Ontology annotation, molecular function: hydrolase activity. The transcript is spliced from 6 exons.